Etheostoma cragini (Arkansas darter) is the source of this 1823-nucleotide messenger RNA. It is a transcript of the gene camk2d1, whose product is annotated as calcium/calmodulin-dependent protein kinase (CaM kinase) II delta 1. Lineage: Eukaryota; Metazoa; Chordata; Actinopteri; Perciformes; Percidae. Gene Ontology annotation, biological process: protein phosphorylation. The transcript has 19 exons. The coding region runs from base 282 to 1823 and encodes 513 amino acids. Gene Ontology annotation, molecular function: ATP binding; calcium/calmodulin-dependent protein kinase activity; calmodulin binding. The record is from RefSeq and is a predicted model, not a curated record. Gene Ontology annotation, cellular component: neuron projection; cytoplasm.
AUCCAGUGUCAGGCAAACAUAACAGCAGGUCGCGACUUCCCUGUCAGCUCCAGAAGGAACCGGGGUCUGCGAACAGGAGCCGGGAGGGGCGACGCCGAGCUUUUUACCUUUAACGUCAGACACCUCUCAGGAGUCAUUAGGCUACAAAGUAAUUCCUACCUUUGCUUUUAUUUUCUCCGCCGGAACGCGACAAGUGGCUCGUUGGGACCCGCAGGAGGAAGGAUUUGCUGUGUGUUUUUGUAGCGACUCAGUGUACAAAGUUGCUCUCUGCUCACCUUAACAUGGCUGCAACGACGUGUACCAGGUUUACCGACGAGUACCAGCUGUACGAGGAGCUGGGGAAGGGGGCUUUCUCUGUGGUGAGACGGUGCAUGAAGAUUUCCAUAGGACAGGAGUACGCCGCCAAGAUAAUCAACACCAAGAAGUUGUCUGCCAGGGAUCACCAGAAGUUGGAGAGAGAGGCCCGGAUCUGCCGCCUGCUCAAGCACCCCAACAUUGUGCGGCUCCAUGACAGCAUAUCUGAGGAAGGAUUCCACUAUCUGGUCUUUGACUUAGUUACCGGUGGAGAGUUGUUUGAGGACAUUGUUGCCAGGGAGUACUACAGCGAAGCUGAUGCCAGUCAUUGCAUUCAGCAGAUCCUAGAGGCUGUACUGCACUGCCACCAGAUGGGCGUGGUCCACCGCGACCUCAAGCCAGAGAAUUUACUCCUAGCCAGCAAGUUGAAGGGGGCAGCGGUUAAACUGGCAGAUUUUGGCCUUGCUAUUGAAGUGCAGGGAGAGCAACAGGCAUGGUUCGGUUUUGCCGGUACACCAGGGUACCUGUCUCCAGAGGUGCUGAGGAAAGAUCCAUACGGCAAGCCAGUGGACAUGUGGGCCUGUGGUGUGAUCCUCUACAUCCUCCUGGUGGGAUAUCCUCCGUUCUGGGAUGAGGACCAGCACAGACUCUACCAGCAGAUUAAAGCUGGGGCUUAUGAUUUCCCUUCUCCUGAGUGGGACACAGUGACUCCAGAGGCCAAAGACCUGAUCAACAAGAUGCUGACCAUCAAUCCCGCCAAGAGAGUGACUGCCACAGAUGCACUCAAACACCCCUGGAUCUGUCAACGCUCCACCGUGGCGUCCAUGAUGCACAGACAGGAGACUGUGGAGUGUCUGAAGAAAUUCAACGCUCGAAGGAAACUCAAGGGUGCUAUCCUGACUACUAUGCUGGCCACUCGCAACUUCUCAGCAGCCAAAAGCCUGCUGAACAAAAAAGCGGAUGGUGUCAAAAUCAACAACAAGGCCAAUGUGGUCACCAGCCCCAAAGAGCCCGCCCCCACUCCUUCUCUGGAGCCUCAAACCACUGUUAUCCACAACCCAGCUGAUGGAAACAAGGAGUCCAGUGAGAGUGCCAAUACCACCAUCGAGGACGAAGACGUGAGAGCUCGUAAGCAGGAGGUCAUUAAAGUCACCGAGCAGCUGAUCGAGGCCAUCAACAACGGCGACUUCGAAGCCUACACGAAGAUCUGUGACCCUGGCCUCACGUCCUUCGAGCCGGAGGCCUUGGGCAACUUGGUGGAGGGCACCGACUUCCACCGCUUCUACUUUGAGAACGCUCUGUCCAAGGGGAAGCAGCCCAUCCACACCAUCCUGCUCAACCCCCACGUCCACCUGAUCGGGGACGAGGCCGCCUGCAUCGCCUACAUCCGCCUCACCCAGUACAUCGACGGCAGCGGCAUGCCUCGCACCAUGCAGUCGGAGGAGACCCGCAUCUGGCACCGCCGCGACAGCAAGUGGCAGAACAUCCACUUCCACCGCUCCGGCUCGCCCACUGUGCCCACCAAGUAA